Pieris macdunnoughi is the source of this 1491-nucleotide messenger RNA. NCBI's taxonomy places the organism in Eukaryota, Metazoa, Arthropoda, Insecta, Lepidoptera, Pieridae. The record is from the annotation of a GenBank genome assembly.
AUGACCUUGGAAAUUUUUUUAGUCUACCAACAAGCUUCUGCAGCUGCUCGCAGACUUCUUAAUAAUAAGAAACGUCUUGGUUGGCAUAAGUUCUGUGAGAGCAUGUGCCCUGGUACCCCUUCGUCUGUUGUUUGGAGGCAGAUCAGAAGAUUCCGUUGUUCCCUCAAUUCUUAUGAUGUCCCUUUUAAUGAUCCGUCUAGCUGGAUUACCUCCUUUGCCGACAAAUUGGCUCCUCCAUCAGUCCCUUUUUAUGAUUGUCUUCCUUAUAAGUAUAAUUCUUACAUCCCCUCUUCAAACAGUCUAGAUUGUCAAUUCUCCUUAGAAGAACUUAACAAAGCAUUAAAUGGUCUCUCUGACUCUUCCCCUGGAGAAGAUGGAAUCCCUUACUCAUUCCUCAUAAAUUCUUCAUUAGGCACUAAGAGGUACUUUCUAGAUUUAGUAAACUGUUUUUUCGAUCAUGGAAUUAUUCCUGAAUCGUGGAACAGACAAAUCGUCAUUCCGCUUCUAAAACCUGGCAAAGAUCCAUCAGAUUUCUCUUCAUACAGACCUAUUGCUUUGUCUUCUACCCUUUUAAAAAUUAUGGAACAUUUGAUUAAAAUUCGUUUAGAAUGGUUUUGUGAAAGUAACAAUAUCUUUGCAAAAUCCCAGUUUGGUUUCAGGAAAGGCUUAAGUACGAUGGAUAGCCUAAGUAUAAUAACGACCGACAUUCGCAUUGCUUUUAAAAAGAAACAGUUCCUGGUGGGUGUUUUCUUGGAUAUCGCAUCUGCGUAUGACCACGUGCUGGUUCCAGUGCUCAGGCAAAAAAUGCUUCAGCUGAGUAUUCCUGAGAAGUUGAUCUAUUUGGAGGGGCCCCAAGGUUCUGUUUUGAGUCCUCUUCUGUACAACAUUUACACCUAUGACCUGGAGCUUGUUGUGAAUUCCUUCUGUCAGAUUCUUCAGUACGCGGACGAUGUAGCCUUAUACUUUUCAUCAAAUUCUAUUGAAGAGGCAUCAUCACGCCUAAAUUCGGCUUUGGAUUAUUUGGGUGAUUGGUUAAAUGAUCAUGGUCUCUCUAUUUCUGUGCCCAAAUGUUCGGCAGUCACGUUUACUACAAAAUACAAGGUUCCACGGUGUAACAUUUCAUAUAAAGGGUCCUUGGUAUCGUGUUGUAAGCAAGUAAAAUUUUUAGGCCUUAUUUUAGACUCAAAGUUAAACGGUGUUCCUCAUUUUAACCAUGUGAUUAAAAAAAGUGAGAAGGGUGUUAAUGUUCUCCGUUCAUUAUCUGGUGUGAGGUGGGGAGCACACCCCUACUCGCAAAAGCUUUUAUACAAUGCUGUGGUACGAAGUCAUUUUGAUUAUGGCACCUUCCUUUUAGAUCCUGGCAACAAGCAAGCCCUUGAUAAAAUUUCCAAAAUUCAAUCGAAAUCUUUACGCAUCAUCCUUGGUGCUAUGAAAUCCUCUCCCAUCAAUGCUCUCCAAAUAGAAUGUGUUGACCCCCCUGUAUUUACGUAG